Messenger RNA from Teleopsis dalmanni, 2038 nucleotides. RefSeq lists its product as uncharacterized. The coding region runs from base 925 to 1935 and encodes 336 amino acids. Lineage: Eukaryota; Metazoa; Arthropoda; Insecta; Diptera; Diopsidae. The record is from RefSeq and is a predicted model, not a curated record. The transcript has 3 exons.
GUAAUUAAAAAAACUUUAAGCGCGGUCACAUAAAAAGUAUAUAUUUAUAAUUUGUUUAUCUGAAUCAUCGCAGUAGCAUUUUAUGGCAGUGCUUCUGAUUCAAACUGGUGGUACCCUAGUUAAUUUAAACUUCAAGUAACAUCGUUAUUUAACUGUAAGUUUACGGUAUCAUUCAUCAAAUCGAAAAAGCCGCUUAUCAGUAAUGUCUGUCAUUUCGGAAAUUGUUAAAGAAUAGUAUUAAAAUAAUUCAUUUUACAAAAAUCAAUCAUUAUAUACUGUUCUAUUUUUGGAUUUUGGAUAUACAUUAUGUAUAUUGCACAUAUUAAGAAAUAUUUGCUUGCAAUUUGCAAGAUAAUUGCUUCUAAAGUACUUUAACCGCAUAACAGCAAUUAUUCGGACGAAUGGCCUUAUAUAUGUGGAAAAAAGCACGCAUGGGAUAGAAAAGAAUACUUCCGUUUAAAUCCUUCGAUUAUAACCGCUUUUAUAUCGAGAACUAAGUCCCAGAAAAGCUUAGUUUUUACUAACAGAAUACUCUGAUUAGGAAAUAAUCUGUGCAUAUGGAAUUGCAUUAUAAUGGAAACUAAACGCUAAAUUCGUUAUUUUUGUUUUUACAAAUAUAGUAUUCACAGGAGCAUCAUUAAUUGGGUUCUUGCCAUUGCAUAUUGGCAGCCGGCGUCAAAAUAAGUAGUGCUGGGACUUGAACAUGCCAGGAAUAGACAAAUUACUAUUGAGAUUCCUUUUACCGCUUGGUAAUUUCUUGCCUUAACCUGAUUGGAAUAGUACCUACUAACCAAGGCAGUCGUCAUUCUUUUGAGACAAUAAAGGGAGACUUGUCAACAAAAUAGUUGUGAAGAUACGGUAUCAGAAAUUAUGGGGAAAUGUGGAGCAACAGACUAGGUGGGCUGUGAUUUUACAAGUUUUACAAUGUUUGAAUGCGGGAAUAAUAGUAUAUUAAUAACUGUACAAAAAUAUUUUUGUCAACUAAAUCCUUUAGCAGAAAAAAUUAUAAGCGAUAUAAAUGACAUAAAAUCAAACUAUGGUCAAGUUUGGACUAAUUUAAAUCACAAUGAGCAAAACGAUAUAAUCAAUGACACGUUAAUUAAUCCUGAAAUUUCUUUUUUGUAUGAUUCGUCAUCUAAAUCAUUGAAUUUAACAAAUACUCGAGAUGUAUCUGAAAUCGUUUUCCAACCUAAUCCAAUCGAGUCACAUACUACUGUAGUUUCAAAAGAUUUUGACAAAACUUCACCAAAUGACACAGAUGUGACGAAACCAAAUAACGCGAUAUUAGUCAAAAAUAAAGAAAGCAGUAUAACAGGAUAUGAUGGACAUAACCUUCGCACAUUUAGACUACAAAAAGUUGCGCUAAAAGCAAUACAUGACGGCAAUUGUGAAGACGAACACUCAAGUCCAUUCAGUUAUCGCACAAAAUCACAAAUAAAUUUAACAAUAUUCUUUAGUGAUUAUACCAAAGCGAAAACGGAUAGUACAACGGUUUCUGAAACUAGAAAUGAUAGAACUUUAAUACCAGCAGUUCAGCAAAGUUUUCAAACAUUUAAUUCUGAAAUUGUAAAAGUGAAGAAUGGGAAAACAACUGAAAAUGAAGAGAAUAAGGUUGAUAAAAUUAAAGAAAAAGGUACAUACACUGUAUUUUCAGAGAAUAUUAGUACCGAAACUAAAAAAACCGAGUCAUGUUUUAAGUCUUUUAUAAAACCACCAUUCAAUUCAGAAACGAAUAAAGUUAUACAUAUGCCAUCGAUUGAUAAUGAAGAAAGCUUUAACUUAAUGGAUUAUUACAGGAAUGAUACUCUUAUGACUUCCUCGUCCUCUUCUGUAGCAACUUCAGAUGAUGAUGAAAAAACGAUAUGCGAAAACGUUAUGUUACUGGAUAAAGAUAAUAAUUUGAGAAAAGGGUUUGAUUUCUUAAAUAAUUGGUAAUAAUUUUUGAAUACUUUAUUGUAUUUUAUAUAUUUUAUAGAUAUUUAAGAUUUAUAAUCAAUUUUUCUCAUAUUUAGAUUUUGUACUUUAAUUUAUAGUAACA